AUGUCGUACCUCCUCAAACGACUCAUGAACGCCAACAGCCUCGCAGUCCACAGCGUUUCAGACACCAUGCCCGACAUCACCACCGCCGAGCCUGCCCCGGCCGAGCGUACCUCGCCCGAGCCUUCCCCCACCGACCCCACCUCCCCCGAGCCCGACCGCAAGCCGUUCUGGGAGCACACGCCCUCCCCCGACCGCAAGCCUCUGCGCGACCCCUCCCCCAGCCCCGACCUCCCCGCGCGAAGCAACCCGCCCAGCCCGACCUCCCUCCCGUCCCCCGACGUGGCCUUCAACGCCCGCCUGCGGCGGAGUACAAGCGACGCGCUGCACCAGCUCUGGAUGGUCGAGAUGGGGAGCUACGCCGAGCGGCAGGCGGCGCAGCGCGCGGCCCGCGACGCCGCCGUCUCCGUGUGCGACGUGAUUGCCGAGCGCGUCGGCGCGGACGCGGCCAACAUCCUCCAGUGCCUGCUCGGGCGGUAUGGGGAGCUCGCGCAGGCCGUCGCUGAUAAGCCGUCGCCCGACAUGGCUGAGGGCCCGAUGUGGGCCUCGCCCGACGAGAGCGGCGUCGAGACGCCCGAGGACGAGGAGGUUGAGGUCCUUCGCUGUGACGACGACUUUGACGAGGCUGCCUACAAGGUCGAAUAUGACCCCGACUAUGGCGGCGUGUUUGACUUCAACCCCGAGCGCGUCUUCGACCGCGCCAACCCGCCAAAGCUGGACAAGGGAAAGGGCCGCGCCGUACCGUUCGAGCCAGUAAGCUCGCGCCCCUACCGACCCGCUGACAGUCAGUACGUCCCCACGUGGGAACCGACAGACCACUUGUCCGAGACGUUGACGCGCGACGAGAUUCUCGCGCUGACCGACCCUUCGAGCGAGGUGUCUGGCGCCGCGUGGGGCAGGCUCGCGGGGUCCCGUGUGACGCCGCCAUCUGAGUCGGCAGUCAGCGAGGCUGGCUCGGAGACGGCGGGCGUUGCAUACUCCGAGCCCGCGGUGUCCAUGACACCUAACCCCGACACCCGCGCCUUCCCGCCCCUCAGCAUCCCACAUCACCCCGCGUCCGAGCCCUCAACAGACGCGACUUCGCCGGGCGACGUCCGCACGCCGGAACGCCCGCUGUUCGUUCGCGCUGCCGGCGUCUCGCCAGAGGUUCGCCGCCGCCCACCCCCGCCACCCUUGCACUACCGGGGCGGAGAGCUGUUCGGUAUUGGCGAGGCAGAGGAAGGUGGCACCCCGCCCCCCGGGGUACCGUUUACCCCGGCCACCGCUGAGCCGGUCACGGCGCCCCCGCCACUCGCCAAGCGCAAGCGCCGCUCCGAGGUCGAGCGCCUCGAGCUCAUCGACAGCAUGGAGGGCGACAGCCCCGCCCCCAGGCCCCCGCGCGACGGCUCCUCGCUUGCCGCGAUGUCCACCAAGCGGGAGGAGGUUGACGAGGAUAACGAGGAUGAGGCCGGCGACGACACGCCAGUGGCGAAGCGCCGUCGCCCUUCGCGCGCCUCGGCGCCUCCCCCCAAGUCAAAGCCUCGCUCUCGCUCAUUCAAGUAA
This is a messenger RNA of Vanrija pseudolonga, 1539 nucleotides long. RefSeq lists its product as uncharacterized. The transcript is spliced from 2 exons. The record is from RefSeq and is a predicted model, not a curated record. NCBI's taxonomy places the organism in Eukaryota, Fungi, Basidiomycota, Tremellomycetes, Trichosporonales, Trichosporonaceae. Bases 1 to 1539 code for a protein of 512 amino acids.